Messenger RNA from Musca domestica (house fly), 5219 nucleotides. RefSeq lists its product as uncharacterized. NCBI's taxonomy places the organism in Eukaryota, Metazoa, Arthropoda, Insecta, Diptera, Muscidae. The record is from RefSeq and is a predicted model, not a curated record. The transcript has 6 exons. Bases 2218 to 4608 code for a protein of 796 amino acids.
AUAUUAUCAAGUGAUUAUAAAAGUGUGCGCACGUGUUCUUUUUUUUUUUUUGUUAUACGCAUGAAAUUAUUUACUCUUGUUUCAAAUUCAUUGACGCUAGAUACACAUGUUCAUAACGGUAUUUUCUUGAAAAAGUGACAACAAAAUGUGCAACGCACAAAUCUCAACAACAUCUGUUUGGCUUCGCAAACAGUUUGUGUGAAAUAUAUAUGUAUGUACAUACACACAAACCCCUACUUAGUAUACACACAUUUCCACACAACAAAAACGCGAUCUUCAAAACGAUAAGCAAAGCGCAUAAAUUCUUAGAUAAAGAAUAAACUUCUUGCAUUUUUAACGCGCAUAUAUUGUAAGUACUACCUAUACUAAACAUAAGUGAAACAUACUUAAUGUAAGUGGGAGAGACCGAGUUGAAGCCAACCCAAAAUAUUCACUCUCAAUCAUUCUCAUUAUAUAGUUUUCGUUACCGUCUGUUACAUAGGUUUUUUUCUUAAAGCUAGGAGGGGAACAGGGUUAAAGAAAACGCAAAUUUUACACUCUUGUCUUUUCUCAUUACAUUUAUUCGUUUGCGUGCUGGCCUCUUCGUAUGUUUUUCUGUUCUGAGUUGUAAAAUGCUAUCAGUUAUGUAGUUUCUUGUGUAUUUAUUAAUAUUGUGUCAAAGUGCAUAAAUGGUUUUAACAGAAUUUCUUUGAUAUUGUUAUUUGUCUUAUCGUCGUUGCGCUUUAUGACAAUAUUUGCAUAUUAUCUUUUUCGUUUGACAAUAACUUGAUACCUUUUUGUAUUUAGCUGCUCAAGUGUCGUAUAGAAGUUUGCAAUACAUGCAAGCGGAAGACAUAAAGGAAGCAAUACCUCCUCUUGGUCUUCGAAUUGAAUUUCGAGAAAAACUUUUCACUUGGAAAAAAGUGCAGUUUGGUAUCGAUGACGAAACAAUUUCUGUGCAGUCCAAAGUGGACAAUUGGUUGAAGGAAAAAGAAUUCCAUGGCAAACAUGUUUUGAAUAAGAGUUUGGUCAAUAUUUUGAAAGAAUAUCCAAGCGCAAGACCCUUAUUAGAACACAAGAACAAAAAUAAGAAUUUAACGACCGAUCAUAGGAAUUCCCUUAUAAAGAUAAUAGUCGAAGAAGCCGUUUCCAACCAAAUUCCGAUUAGAAUUCAAGAUUUUCCCAUAUUGUUAAAUGAAAUUGUGUCGGUAUUUCCAUCCGAAAAAGACGUACAGGAUUAUUAUUUUAUUCGGAGAGGUGAAAAGGGAAGUCCUAGCGGAAAACUGUACUCCAAGUAUAAAAACUUCCGAGCUAAGCGAUUAAAAUAUGACAAUAAAGCUUCGAUUGGGGAUGCAAGUAAUGAAAGAAAAAGCUCAUCUGACCAAUUAAGCAGCCAGAUAUAUGAAAAUAUUGAAGUAGACGAAUCGAUUGCUUCAGCUUUAAAGGUUUCUUUGAAUAGGGAUUCGGCUGAUUGGUCCGAUGUUUGUGAAAAGUGGAAAAAAACUUUUCAUCUUCGCCGCCAAGAAUUGUCAGAACUAAACAGUGGGGCUUUUUUGGAAUCUUGGUCUAAAUUUUCUCACCAAAAAGCUGCUGAUUUGAUCCAGAUUGAUUUCGAGCUUUUGUAUCCAGGCAAGAGUCAUAUGUUGUUUUCCAAGUGGCAAAAUUUCAAAGGAAAAAUUCUGGGAUACUACGAAAGAAACGUCACCAAUGAAGCAUGCAAGCAGCAAAUUUCUAAAGCGAAGGAAACACAACAAAUAGAUUCCGAAGACUAUCUGAUAACAAUUUUAUUAAAUUCAAUAUUUCCAUCCUCCGCACGAUUUAAAAACAAACAGGGCAAAAAAACUUUGAAGGUAACAAUUGUUGACUCCCAGGAUAGUUUCGUACUUCGCUUAACAACACUGAACGACUAUCAACGGAAGAUUGAAGAAACGGUAAACAAAUACUAUUCCGUAGGACUUACGCUGCAGCCAUUCCUCAUUUUGGAAGGUAAUGAAAUGGAUGUAAAAGGUUUUUAUAUUUACUUUGAUAAAAACUUAAUCAAAUUGGAAUCAUUUUUACAAAGCCUAGAUGUGUGUUUCAAAAUCUUUCAUGUUCUCUCGUUAAAAUAUCCUAUUGCAUGUGAACAGUCUUGGCUUUUCAUUCAAAAGUAUUUUUUUGAAAUUGAAACAGAAUUUGAUUUUAAGUCAUCAAAUGUUACAUCAGUAGUUAACUUCCUGAAUAACAACUAAAAUAACCACAAUGUAUAUUUGCUUUAAAUGCCGAAAAGAACUUGAAACUCCAACUAUCUUAAUAAGACAUUUUAAAUCUAAUCAUUUGUUAACUCGACAAUCUCUAAAUAUUCUUUGUAUGCAAAAUUCUUGUAAGCAAACUUUUACGAACUUUUCUUAUUUUCGUAUGCAUUUAGAAAAAGUGCAUACGAAUGAAAGCAAUACAAAUAAUUUUUCUGAAACUCCUAAUACAUUUUCUUCUUCCGAAACUGUGGCAUCUACGAAAACACAUUCUGUUAUUACUGAAAAAAUAACUCACGUUCCAUUUACUAUACAGGAAUUAAAAUAUAAAGCGUUAGAUUUAUCCUUAAGCUUAUACGAUAUGAAUUCUAUGCCAAGAAACCAUGUUAUUACAAUUCAAAAUACAAUUUCUUCCUUAGUCUCAUCUAUCGCAGCUGCAGUUUCAAGUUUAGUUAAAGACGAUCAAAUUCAGAGCGAUAUAAAAACAAUUAUAGAUUUUUGUAAAAAUCCUUUCGAAGAUAUAGCCACAGAAUAUAGGAUGAUUAAAACAUUGAAAAACCUAAUGUUAUAUGAGGAUCCAAAAUUAAUUGCAAUUGAUGAAAAAAUCGCUGAAAUAAUAUGCCAUGGAAAUCCCACUUUAGGAGUGAAAACAUAUGACGUUAUUGUCAUGCCUUUACAGUUUAUGAUCAAAUCUAUUUUUGAAAUUCCCGAUUUGUUAAAUCAAACAUUGGAAAAUAUCCAAAACAGUUUAUCUGAUAGCAACUAUACCAGUCUGGCUAAUGGAGAGAUUUUCAAAAAAAAGGUAGAACAAUUGGGGUCUACUUUCGUAAUUCCUUACAUAUUGUAUUUCGACGACUUUCAGAUAAAUAAUGCUCUUGGCAGUCACACGUAUUCCAUAUGUGGUUGCUACAUACAUUUCCCUUUAAUGCCGAAAUAUUUAUUGUCGAAGAUUCAGUUUAUUUUUUCCGCAGCUUUUAUAUCCACAUCAAAUCUUAAGGAGUGUGGCAAUGAACGCUCGUUUUACCAUUUCGCAGAAGAAUUAAAGCAAUUAGAAAUGGGAAUAGAUGUCCUUGUAGGUGGUAAAAUCCGAAAAAUUCGCUUCAUUUUGUGUUUAAUAGUAGGGGACAAUUUGGCCGUUAACAGUAUUUUAGGCUAUGUGGAGUCUUUUAACGCAAAAAGAUUUUGCCGAACUUGUAGACGUCUGAAAUCUGAAAUGCAAUUUGAUAGCACUGAAAUACAAGAAAGUAUAAGAACUGAUGUAACCUAUCAAAACGAUUUAGAUGAAGGCAAUUACAAGGAGACAGGUUUGAAAAGUUCAUGUAUAUUUAACGAUUUAGAAUAUUUCAAUGUCGCUGACAAUUUUGCGUUUGAUAUAAUGCAUGACGUGUACGAAGGUGUGUGUGAAUACGAUGUUUGUAAAAUUUUAGUUGCGCUAAUUAAUGAAAAUAUUAUAUGUUUAAAUACAAUAAAUAGCAGAAAAAAACUUUUUACAUAUGGAGAAACAGAAAUUGGAAACACUUCUGCCCCAUUAAAUUUAAAUAGAUUAACGUCAUGUAAGUUGAAAAUGACUGCUAGUGAAUCAGCAUGUUUUGUGCAUUUUUUACCACUUAUGAUUGGGGACUUAGUGCCUCCUGAUAAUCAAAAUUGGCUUCUCUUACUUUUGUUGUUGGAUAUUAUUGAUUUAUUGUUCAGGUCAAAGUAUACGUCUAGUGACUUAGAUAAACUGAAACUGUUAGUAAAAAAUCAUCACACCUUGUACACAAAACUUUUCGGAGCAUUAAAACCUAAACAUCAUUUCAUUGUCCACUACGCUACAGCAAUACAAAAAUGUGGACCAUUAAGAUACAUAUGGAGCAUGCGCUUUGAAGCAAAACAUAAGGAUGCUAAAAUUUAUUUUAAUAGCAUUACAUCUCGGAUAAAUCCACCAUAUUCCCUCGCAAUUAAAAAUGGAUUAAAAUUUGCUAAGUUUUUACUAGAACGCAGAACAGGCUUGGAGCCUAUUUAUGAAUGUUCGUCUUUCAAUACUGAUACUACAGUUGCUACUAGCGAUUAUGUAGAUAAAAUUAAUAAAAUAGAAGAUCUUUGUCUUGGUCGAUACAAAAUGUGUGCUGAUUUAACAUUUAAAGGGACGCGAUAUAAAUCCUCAUAUUAUUUAGGAAUUGUAUCAACUGAUUUUGAACUAUACAAAAUCAUUCACUUAAUCGUAAGUUACAACGAUAAAAUUUUUAUAAUAUGUAAAAAGAUAAGACUUAUACAAUUUGAUAAGCACUUUCGAGCAUAUGAAAUUGGUUCCGUAACUAAUGACAUAGCCAUAAAAAGUAUCACAGAAUUUAAUACUCCUCCAUUACAUCUAUAUCCACUAAAUAAUGGAAAAACAUAUAUCCGAGUAAAACAUUUGUAAAGUAUUAUUUUGUAGCAUGUAAUAAUAUAUAGAUCUGAAAAUGAAUUUUGUUAUUUUAUUUAUUGUUUGUAAUUCUGUAUAAUUUUCUUUAAAAAUCAAAUAAACCAUGUUUCAUGUAUACAAACUCAUGUUUUAUUUCAUAUCAAGCUCGGAAAUGAGCUCGGAAAACUCAAUUUAAAAUCUUAUAGGAUCAUUUCAAUAACUGCAUUUUCUUAAAUCAAUCUUAUUUUUGAAUUAAAUCAAGCACGGAUUCGGCUACCAAUCAGAAAAAAAAUCUUGAACCAUGAAUAUUGUGAGAUCAUUUUGAUCUAUAUAAUUCUUAAAUCAAGCCCACGUUGCUGUUGAAUCAAGUUUUACUAAAAAUUAAAUCAAUCCUAGCGAUCUUUUUUGAAGUAUAUUUCGUACUUAGAUCUAAACUUUUAAUAACUUAAAUUAAUUCAGAUUUUCUUAAAUCGAGAUUUUUUUGAGCUUAUAUCAAGCACAAUCCGGCUGAAAUGGGGCUAAAAUUAAGAAGUCCACACUAGAAAAAACCGUACUUAAAUCAAGUUUUUUCAACUUGGUGCAAGAAAAACCGCACUUACCGUACUUUUGACACCGCUCCGGCUUCAUUU